Messenger RNA from Fimicolochytrium jonesii, 884 nucleotides. RefSeq lists its product as uncharacterized. The record is from RefSeq and is a predicted model, not a curated record. The transcript has a single exon. NCBI's taxonomy places the organism in Eukaryota, Fungi, Chytridiomycota, Chytridiomycetes, Spizellomycetales, Powellomycetaceae. Bases 189 to 659 code for a protein of 156 amino acids.
ACCAUGCCGGUAUGUGCACGUUUUUAGAUUGAACCCAACAAGAACUUUAUGGCGUAGAACGUUCACUGACUACAUAUGUACACCUUUUACGAAUAUGAGGGAAAGGUCGCCGAACAAGAAUAGAAGGUAGGGGGGAAACUUUAUGAGAUACUACGUAAAGACAAAAUAGCUCAAGCGGCGGCGCUUUUAUGAUCUUUUGCGCCUUCGUCACUCUCGUGCUCUCCGUUCUCCGCUUUGGGCUUUUUCGUCUUCUUGCCUUCACCGUUGGCUUCCCCAGGCGACUUCCUCUUCUUCUUGGUGGUAUCAUCACCUCCGCGAGCCCUUUUCAUAUUGCCGAUCUUGUCAAUCACCUGCCUCUCGCUCUUCGUGCUGACGCCAGCCUGGGCCGCAAUAGUGAUGUAUUCCUCUGCGAUCUUCUUAAUGGACUCGGUAGAUUUGACGACGCAGACGGCCGUGAGGAGUUUCGUCUCGUCAUCAUCCCACUUGGCGGUGUGUUUCGAUUCGCGGCUUUUCCAUUCGGCGAUGAUUGCGUUGGCCUCGUCGUGAGCCAUGGUUGUGAAGCUAGCGGACAUGAUUUUGUUGAGUGUGGAACGAGGGAAUUGAGAGAUGGGGAUGAUCAAGUUCGAAGUCGCUGGUUGAUACGAGUUCCGUUGUUUUGAGGUUGAAAUUGUCUGCGUUAGGAUCAAGAAACCACUCAAAGUAUGGGCAUCCCUUCACAGCGGGCACGGCAGCAAGUCCCUACUGCAGUGGAGACGAUGUCCGCCGCAAACUGAAGAAACGGGGAAGGUGGGGGGUGUGUGACAGCUUGAGAACGAGAAAGGGACAGCCGAAAAAACAACGGGGGACUUGGGCGGCGGGUGACUGCAGUCGGCUGCUCAAUCGGG